GUGGUCAGCGGCUGCCAGGACAAAAUCCAGCACUGGAAGAAGGUAGAAAGUGACUAUGACGCCCUCCAGGAGAGACUCGGGUCUUUGCCCGAUAGGCUGUCCUAUGAUAUCAUGGUACCCUUCGGCCCCGCUAGCUUUUAUGCCCGGUCGCCUCGUCCAAACCAACGAAGUCACUGUUUUGCUCGGGGACAACUGGUUUGCCAAAUGUUCAGCCAAACAAGCCAUGGUUUAGUUGACCACAGAAAAAAACGCCCCCACCCUGGAUGUAGGAGCAUUGGGAGCACAACAGACAGGAGCAUUGUCAGUGUUGGGGGGAGGGGAGUGUUAGAUGAACUAGCAGAUUUAAAUACACCAACACAUUGA
Staurois parvus is the source of this 363-nucleotide messenger RNA. The record is from the annotation of a GenBank genome assembly. Lineage: Eukaryota; Metazoa; Chordata; Amphibia; Anura; Ranidae.